Molecule: messenger RNA, 929 nt
Organism: Carya illinoinensis
Lineage: Eukaryota; Viridiplantae; Streptophyta; Magnoliopsida; Fagales; Juglandaceae
Product: V-type proton ATPase subunit c''2-like
Exons: 4
Coding region: 138-689 (183 amino acids)
Biological process (GO): proton transmembrane transport
Cellular component (GO): proton-transporting V-type ATPase, V0 domain
Molecular function (GO): proton-transporting ATPase activity, rotational mechanism
Source: RefSeq, a predicted model, not a curated record
UGUUCGUCCUCCGCCACAACAUCUUUCUAUCAGGGCGACGAACUACGAAGGAUCAAUUAGAUUAGGAUCUCCUAAUCCAGUACAAAGAACCCUCGAAGCUCAACCAACACCAGAUCGGACCGAGAAGAGAAAGAACCAUGUCAGUCUCACCAGCAAUGGCGGGAAGUCCGACCACUUGGGCCCACGCUCUCGUAAAGAUCUCGCCAUACACCUUCUCCGCCAUCGGUAUCGCCAUCGCCAUAGGCGUUUCCGUCCUCGGCGCCGCCUGGGGUAUUUAUAUCACCGGAAGCAGUUUGAUCGGUGCGGCAAUCAAAGCUCCCCGUAUUACUUCCAAGAAUCUAAUUAGUGUUAUCUUUUGUGAAGCUGUUGCUAUAUAUGGCGUUAUCGUGGCAAUUAUUCUACAAACAAAAUUAGAAAGUGUUCCAGCAUCACAGAUUUAUGCACCCGAGUCUCUUAGAGCAGGAUAUGCAAUCUUCGCAUCUGGGAUUAUUGUGGGCUUUGCAAACCUUGUCUGCGGGGUAUGUGUGGGAAUCAUUGGUAGCAGUUGCGCGUUGUCUGAUGCUCAAAACUCCACUCUUUUUGUGAAGAUUCUUGUGAUUGAAAUCUUUGGUAGUGCACUUGGGUUAUUUGGAGUGAUUGUGGGAAUUAUUAUGUCAGCUCAAGCAUCAUGGCCAGCAAAAACAGUGUAAUUUUGCUGUUCUCAAUGUUUGUGCAUGGUAAACCGACUCUGUUUCGUGCUUUUAGUCGUUACUAACUGGGAUAUUAAAAUUGGUGUGGAGAUAGAUUAUCCCCUAUUUCAAUCUUGGUCUGUAUUUUCUGUAGAUGGAUAUGAAAUUGACGGCAUGUUAAAAUUGGUCUUGAGCUACAUGUGCCCUUGUUCCUUAGGCUGUAUUCCAGCCAAAUAAAUAAAUAAGAGUUCUUCGGCUGCA